Molecule: messenger RNA, 1365 nt
Organism: Bufo bufo (common toad)
Lineage: Eukaryota; Metazoa; Chordata; Amphibia; Anura; Bufonidae
Product: oocyte zinc finger protein XlCOF7.1-like
Exons: 5
Biological process (GO): regulation of immune system process; negative regulation of transcription by RNA polymerase II; regulation of cytokine production
Source: RefSeq, a predicted model, not a curated record
CCAUUUUCAUGUUCAGAAUGUGGGAAAUGUUUUACCAAUAAUUCAGCUCUUGUUACACAUCAGAGAAUUCACAGAGGAGAGAAGCCAUUUUCAUGUUCAGAAUGUAGUAAGCGUUUUACUCAGAAAUCAUAUCUUGUUGUACAUCAGAGAGUUCACACCGGGGAGAAGCCAUUUUCAUGUUCAGAAUGUGGAAAAUGUUUUAAGCAGAAAUCGGUUCUUGUUGUACAUCAGAGAAAUCACACCGGAGAGAAGCCAUUUUCAUGUUCAGAAUGUGGGAAAUGUUUUAACAAUAAUUCAUAUCUUGUUACACAUCAGAGAAUUCACACAGGAGAGAAGCCAUUUUCAUGUUCAGAAUGUGGGAAAUGUUUUAACGAUAAUUCAUAUCUUGUUGUACAUCAGAGAAAUCACACAGGAGAUAAGCCAUUUUCAUGUUCAGAAUGUGGUAAAAGUUUCAACCGUAAAUCAUAUCUUGUUGUACAUCAGAGAGUUCACACCGGGGAGAAGCCAUUUUCAUGUUCAGAAUGUGGAAAAUGUUUUAAGCAGAAAUCGGUUCUUGUUGUACAUCAGAGAAAUCACACCGGAGAGAAGCCAUUUUCAUGUUCAGAAUGUGGGAAAUGUUUUAACAAUAAUUCAUAUCUUGUUACACAUCAGAGAAUUCACACAGGAGAGAAGCCAUUUUCAUGUUCAGAAUGUAGUAAGCGUUUUACUCUGAAGUCAUAUCUUGUUGUACAUCAGAGAGUUCACACCGGGGAGAAGCCAUUUUCAUGUUCAGAAUGUGGGAAAUGUUUUAACCAGACAUCAAUUCUUGAUAAUCAUCAGAGAGUUCACACCGGAGAGAAGCCAUUUUCAUGUUCAGAAUGUGGGAAAUGUUUUAACAAUAAUUCAUAUCUUGUUACACAUCAGAGAAUUCACACAGGAGAGAAGCCAUUUUCAUGUUCAGAAUGUGGGAAAUGUUUUAAGCAGAAAUCGGCUCUUGUUGUACAUCAGAGAACUCACAGAGGAGAGAAGCCAUUUUCAUGCUCAGAAUGUGGGAAAUGUUUUAAGUAUAAACAAGCUCUUGUUACGCAUCAGAGAAUUCACACAGGAGAGAAGCCAUAUCCAUGUUCAGAAUGCAGUAAAUGUUUUAAGCAGCAAUCGGCUCUUGUUCUCCAUCAGAGAGUUCACACAGGGGAGAAGCCAUUUUCAUGCUCAGAAUGUGGAAAAUGUUUUAAGCAGAAAUCAAUUCUUGAUAAACAUCAAGAAACUCACAGAGAAGAGAGGCCAUUUUCAUGUUCAGAAUCUCUGUCUGCCCAUGGAAUAACUCCACAUGGGGAACAGGCAUCUGUAAUGACUACUGUUUCUGAUGCUAAACUUAAUGUCAUCUAA